AUGGCUGGCAACUGCGGAUGCUCCGGUGCUUCGUCCUGCAACUGCGGUGACAAGUGGACACGCCGAGCCGCUCUCACCCUCCAAUAUGGGACUUGGCUGUCGUCAGCGCGGACACCCCGCCUUGCCCGCCAAAGGGGAGUGGGGGAAGGAUAA
Molecule: messenger RNA, 153 nt
Organism: Pyricularia oryzae 70-15
Lineage: Eukaryota; Fungi; Ascomycota; Sordariomycetes; Magnaporthales; Pyriculariaceae
Exons: 4
Coding region: 1-153 (50 amino acids)
Molecular function (GO): metal ion binding
Source: RefSeq, a predicted model, not a curated record